AUGUUAACAGAGGAGGAAACAACUCAGAUUCAUGGAUGUGUGCAUGGACAAACCAGGAGGAGUUUAAGGAUAUGGGCGUUGGAGGAGAAAGCGCGCCAACUCUCUCUCCAAAGACAGACUCAAAAGCCACCACCUUCAGAAACUAAUCAAAACAAAAGAAGGGGCCGCAAGCGCAAAAGCCUGCUCCUAGACAUCGCCGUUAAUUCUGUUGCUUCCUCUACGUAUGACAAGCUUGAUGAAGUAGGUGAUCAUGUCGAUGAUGGGGACAUGCAAAAUGACGAUGAAUUAAGCAAACAGACGUAUUUCAGGCCACAUCACCAUUUCUGCGAGCUCGUGCUUGUAGACUCUUGCCUCCAUAUUCAACCCUUGCUGCGAGUGGAUUCUGCUAAGGGAGGUUCAUCAGGGAACAUUGGAGGAAGAGGUCUUCGAGAGGAGGGCUGUAAGAGAAUAAAAAGUGGCAAAAGCCUCGUUCUGAUAGGCUACCUAAACCAGUUCCUGUCGUUGCUGAUGCUUCUCAGAAUAAGAAAAGGAGAUCGAGGUGGUUGCCGGCUGGGGAAGACUAGGGAAAGAUAUGCAAUGACUGACAUGAGAAAGCUAGCUAAUAGGAUGCAAUUUGGUGUUCCUGAAGAGAGUUCAUUGCGAGAUGGACUUGGAGCAGGUUAUGGAAUGCUGGGUCAGGCUGGGAGUGGAAAGCUGAUGGUAGCCGUGAGCAAAUUCAAGACCAAGCAUUGUGGGAGAAGUAGCAGUACUGGUGCUACAGCCUGGGGCUUAACUUCACGUCUGGCAUUUAGUAUUGCACAGGGGAUUGAGCUCCACAAAUCCACUAACUCAUGUAGAUCGGCGUGGCAGAGGAACUGA
Messenger RNA from Dovyalis caffra, 858 nucleotides. NCBI's taxonomy places the organism in Eukaryota, Viridiplantae, Streptophyta, Magnoliopsida, Malpighiales, Salicaceae. The record is from the annotation of a GenBank genome assembly.